UAAUAAGUUGUGUAGUUGCUUUAUAAAAAGAAGAGACGUCAAGAAAUACAAGACUCUACAUCACCAACUCGUCCAUCGUUGGCAAGGGGUCCUUGGUUAUUUCCACAUGUUCGUGAUUGAAGUGAAGAAGAUGGGUGCUCGUCACUCCAUACCAGAGACCGGAGGUGAUGCUCUGCCACCGCCGCAUCAUUAUCCGUAUCCGUAUCCUUAUCCAUAUCCAUAUCCAUACCCGGUUCAGUAUCCACCUCCGCCACCAUAUUCGGGUCCAAAACCGGCUUCCCGUACACUUACGCCUUCGAUACCAUCUUCCAUGCCAUCCUUAGAAACAGCUUCGCUUUCGCUUCCAUCUUCAAAGGGGACGGCGGCCCCGGUUAUAGCUAAAAUAGGCAUUUCCAGCUCCAAGUCGUCACAGCUCGAAGACGUGCAGAUUAAAGUCAGCGGCACGCGUGUCAAAACCGCAAGCCGAAGCAUCCGCCAGAUCUGCUUCCACAUUAAGACGCGCGGCCAUGGCGAUAAAGUGAAAUCGUGAAAACCCUAGCCACACUGAUACAUUCUCUUUUCAUUUUUGAGGUUUACAAUUGACUAGAUACUGUUUCAAGUCCUGAUUUGGAAGCAGAUGUGUUUGUGAUCACUACCAACGUCGUUUUUGGCGUGGAAUGGCUAGGAAAGAUCUGGCUUUUAUACGUUGCUUUCAUAACUUUGCUUUUUUUUGUGAGUUCAAGCAUACGAGUUCUUAGUGUUCUAUACAUUAUCGCCUUUGAUGCAUGUAUUUCUGCACCUAUAAAAGAUGA
Messenger RNA from Rhodamnia argentea, 791 nucleotides. Its product is annotated as protein enabled homolog. NCBI's taxonomy places the organism in Eukaryota, Viridiplantae, Streptophyta, Magnoliopsida, Myrtales, Myrtaceae. The record is from RefSeq and is a predicted model, not a curated record. The coding region runs from base 107 to 529 and encodes 140 amino acids. The transcript is spliced from 2 exons.